Molecule: messenger RNA, 1881 nt
Organism: Vespa velutina
Lineage: Eukaryota; Metazoa; Arthropoda; Insecta; Hymenoptera; Vespidae
Gene: CSN1b
Product: COP9 signalosome complex subunit 1
Exons: 5
Coding region: 262-1707 (481 amino acids)
Cellular component (GO): COP9 signalosome
Source: RefSeq, a predicted model, not a curated record
UUUUGGUGUUUGAAAAAAUAAAUUUUAUUUGAUAGAAUUAACGAAAGAUAUAGAAAAGUACUAACAUUCCUUUACCUUACAGUUAAUAAGUGUGAAUUCGAUAAUAUAGAUAGAUAACACACAACAGAUAUUGAAAGGGUGGAUGUAUUCUUUCUCACUCAUACAAAGAAUUAUUUACGAACCGGUAUAUAAAGUUUUUUUCGGACAUCGAUAGAUUCGUAGAAUGUUAAUACUCUUGGAUUUAAAUUAAUAUAUUAUAUCAUGUUUGCAAAUAUACAACCAAAUGUGGUAGAGCCUAUGCAAGUUGAUGUUCCGGCAGAAGAUAAUGACAAUGCCGAAGAAGAACCAUAUAUCGUUGAAAAUCCAACAUUGGAUUUGGAAGUUUACGCCAAUAGUUAUACCGGUCUUGCCAAAUUAUAUAGGCUCAUGUAUAUAGCAGACCAUUGUCCUAUGUUAAGAGUAGAAGCAUUGAAGAUGGCAAUUGCUUAUGUGAUGACUACUUAUAAUGUUAAUCUUUAUACAAAUUUACAUAAAAAGCUUCUUCAAUGUACUGGUUCCUCUGGAUUACCAGACAUUGCGGCACAAUCAACUUCUCAAGAUAUGCUAACAAUAGAUCAAAUGUGGCUAGAAUCACGUACUAAAAAGGCCGCUUUAAAAUUAGAAAAAUUUGAUACAGAUCUCAAAAAUUAUAAAAGUAAUUCAAUCAAAGAAAGCAUAAGAAGAGGUCAUGAUGAUUUAGGUGAUCAUUACUUAGAUUGUGGUGAUCUUGUCAAUGCUUUAAAAUGUUAUUCUAGAGCACGAGAUUAUUGUACCAGUGGCAAGCAUGUUGUUAAUAUGUGCUUGAAUGUAAUUAAGGUUUCAGUUUAUUUACAAAAUUGGUCGCACGUGCUUAGCUAUGUAACUAAGGCUGAAAGUACACCAGAUUUUCCAGAUCUUCACAGCAAAGACAACAAUCAGGCUAUAAUUACAAAAUUAAAGGUUGCAGCUGGACUAGCAGAAUUAGCUACAAGACAAUAUAAAAUGGCUGCAAGACAUUUUCUUCAGGCAUCAUUAGAUCAUUGUGACUGUCCAGAUUUACUUUCGCCUGGAAAUGUAGCACUUUAUGGAGGCCUUUGUGCAUUGGCUACUUUUGAUAGACACGAGUUACAAAAACAAGUUAUAUUUAGUAGUUCAUUCAAAUUAUUUCUAGAACUGGAACCACAACUAAGAGAUAUUAUUUUCAAAUUUUAUGAAUCAAAAUAUGCGUCUUGUUUAAAAUUACUCGAUGAGAUAAAGGAUAAUAUACUUCUAGAUAUUUAUAUAGCACCACAUGUAAAUGUUUUGUACACACAAAUCCGAAAUAGAGCAUUGAUCCAAUACUUUAGCCCAUAUUUAAGUGCUGACAUGAGACGAAUGGCAACUGCAUUUAAUAGAACAGUCCCAGAAUUAGAAGAUGAAUUAAUGCAACUUAUUCUUGAUGGACAAAUUCAAGCUCGUAUUGAUUCUCACAAUAAGAUUUUAUAUGCGAAAGAUGUUGAUCAACGGAGUACAACGUUUGAAAAAUCUAUUGGCGUUGGUAAAGAAUAUCAAAGACGUACACGCAUGUUAAUUUUGAGAGCAGCUAUGUUAAAAAAACAAAUUCAUGUAAAGAGUCCACAGCGUGAUAAUACGCAAGGAGGAGAAAUGUCAGUAGCACCUGCAAAUAGCAGUUUAGCUCAAAGAAAUUGAAAUACUCUAUACGUUCAGAUCUUGAUUGGUUUACUUCUAUAUCCAUAUUGAAUUUUUCUGGUCAUCUAAGAUAUAAUGUAAUUUGUUAUAGUUAUAUUCAAUGAUUUUAUGCCAGUGUACCUCAAUUUUCAAAAUAAAGAAUGUAUAUAAGUAACAUGAUAUUAUAUAUAUGUA